Messenger RNA from Strongylocentrotus purpuratus (purple sea urchin), 2253 nucleotides. RefSeq lists its product as uncharacterized. The transcript has 3 exons. Bases 85 to 2253 code for a protein of 722 amino acids. NCBI's taxonomy places the organism in Eukaryota, Metazoa, Echinodermata, Echinoidea, Camarodonta, Strongylocentrotidae. The record is from RefSeq and is a predicted model, not a curated record. Gene Ontology annotation, molecular function: ubiquitin-protein transferase activity.
UCAUCUAAUUUUUACAAGCACCUCCAUGACUAUUAGAUUAAUGUCUAAUUAACACUUUUUUUUGUUUAUUGUAGGUUUAUCAAGAUGGAUUUGUAUGCAUUUAUGGAGGAAAGAGGCAUGGACAGAAGUGUUAUAGAACAGAUGAGAAAAGAAAAGAUUGUUGCUUCCAUUCUGCUAUUGAUGGAUGAGGAUGAGCUCAAGAAGUUUGUGCCACUAUUGGGGGAUAGACUAGCACUGCGCAAAUUUUCAGAAGAAAGCACUCAGAAAGUGUCUACCAGCUCAUCAAAGUCUUCCAAAAAAGACUCGCUUCUCUGUAAACUUAGACAGAAAUUGGGGAUGAAAAGAGAUAGGGAGGAUGGUGAAAAUAGUAUUGGGUAUGAAGAUUCUGCAAGUUGUUCCUAUGGGAGAACUCAUAAAAUGCUAGGGAACAAAAAUGCUGAAAGAUUGGACAGAAGAAUAGAUGUCGGAUGGAUGGACUUUGAUCAUAUGUUAGGCAGAUACAAGCAGGUACGUAAGACGAACGGAGGAGGCAUCAGAUCUCUGUCUGUGUCUAAGCUAUGCAAGCCUGCUGAACUGCUACAAAUUGUAGAAGAGCUCUUCUUCCCGGAUGGCAUUUCAGCUAAAGGGGAAAAAGAAAACUUUGAAUGCUCCUUAGUGGACUUUCGACAGCAGCCUCUUGAAGGAGAUGUUGGACAACUCUACAGCAGAUCAAAAAUGCCAACCCUUAGGUUUUACCUGCGCACAGUGUCCAAAGUACAGGAGCAUGACAAAUCUAAGGGCAAGUCAAAGGGCAAGUCAAAGGUCAAGAAGAGGAGGACGGUUCAUGUGAGGGAUCAUGAAUAUGAUACAAGUAGUAGUGAAGCUGAUUUGCCUGAAAUUUUGCUAAAUUCUGGUGAACAUUCUACAAGCACCCACUCUUCAUCUUCAUCUGUAUGUUGUCUGGAAGAUGACAGUACCAAGUCCAGCAACUUAUUUUCGGGAGUGAAGGAACUUGCAGACUCACCAACUAUUUCAUUUGGGCCAUCGCACUCUACUCCAACGCAGGAACAGCUCGAUGUCACGAUUAGGGACCCAGUUAACUCAUUGCCAGCUGAACAGAUAUUGGCUGAAGUCAUUACUGAUGAGCCAUCAACCUUUGUGCAUGAAGAACAUCAGCAUGAACAACAAGCAGACCAGCAGAUUCCUAUGGCUGAAGAUCAGAUGAAUGACUUUCCAACUGUAUAUGUAGAGCUGGUUGAAGGACAGACAAAUGACUUUCCAACUAACCAAACACAAUUUGAAGUUCUCCUCAUUCGAAGAAGUUAUUUAAUAACAGAUAUGAUGAAUGCUUUUUCGGACGAAAGCAUACUGAAGGCUAAUAUUGCUGUCCAUAUGAUUCUCCAUGAUGGGAAUCUAGAGAAGGGCCAGGGUAACGGAGUAUAUAAGGAUGCCAUAACCCAAUUUUGGGAUGAGGUGUAUGAACAGAUGACAAGUGGAGACUCUUCAAGGAUACCUGUCUUGAGACAUGAUUAUGGGGAGAAAGAAUGGCAGACACUAGGAGGCUGCUGGUGGGACCACAAGUACUUUCCCAUCAGGUUGACACAAGACUUUAUGGUUAAUGCAAUCUGGGGAUCCACGUUCUGUAAUGGUGACAUGGUGGAGGCCUUCCUAAGUUUGCUCCCAGAAUCAGAAAAGGAAGUCGUGAAAUCAGCACUUAGUAAUUUCCCCGAAGACAUUGAAGAGCUCAUUGAUAUCCUGAGUGGCUAUGAUUGUCGAAAGGUACCAACAAACGAAAACUUCAGCUGUCUCCUUUCAGAGUUGGGCCAUAAGGAAAUCAUCCAAAAGCCAAUGUACAUUGCUGACUGCAUGAGACCAGUCCUUCAAAACCUUCAGAAUGAGCUGACCCAGGAAAGCUUAAGUGAAAUAUAUGCUUCACUGCAUCCGACAUCGAAAAAAGUGAUUGACAAGUUGGAGUUCUCAAGGGAUCUCUCACCCAAUGAGCGGGCGGUAUCAACGUACCUGAAGAAGUACUUGCGGUCAUUAAACCAAGGCAUGCUGAGAAGAUUCCUUAGGUACUGUACAGGAUUAGAUAUUCUCUGUAACUCAGAUAUCAGGGUUACAUUCUGUUCCUUGGAUGGUCUCCAGAGGAGGCCCAUUGGCCACACUUGUGGUAACGUGAUAGAAUUGUCAUCCACCUAUGAUGACUAUAUAGAGUUUAGACAAGAGUUUAAUCACAUUCUAGAAAGUGGUCUAUGGGUUAUGGAUGCUCUUUAA